UCGGUCACGAGUUCUGGGUGAUCGAUCGAUCGUCUUUCCCGCCUCAUUUUCUCUCCUCCGGAUCUGAAACUAAAAUUGCUUCUGAAUCGCACACCAUUGACGGAUAAAUUCGGCGCUACUGAGCCACCAGGAAGCUGAUUUUCAGAUUCCCGUCACUUGUACUUCAGAUCCAGCAAAUUCUGUUGAUGCUGUGAAAAUGGAUAUUGAUGGACAGACUAAUCUUCCAGAGGGAAAUAUGAGUGAGUGUCGGAGUUUUAGUAGCAAUUACAGAUGCUGCAGUCAAUCCAGGAAGAUCUCUAUAGGAGUUCUUAUUGAUUCUAUGUCCAAGGCAGAAACAAAAAAUGAAAAGGAAUCAGUGAAACAAAUUCCAGAAAAUGGAACUUCUAGCAAAGGGAAUUCCGUCAAAGAUCGUGAAGGACAUACUCCGCUUGUGGAAAAACAUGUAACUGUUGUGCAGAAGGAUAGCUCCCCUUGGGUUUCCACUAGAUCUUUCAACCCAAAAAUAUCAUCUUCAGUUGCAGCUCAUGAUACAGAACAUACUCCAAGUUUUCCGGCCACCAGCAGGAAACGUCCAAUAUCAAAGCGAUCAGAGAAAGCAUCUGCAGCCCAUUCUCUCAAGUCUUUUGCAUGUAAGACCGGCUUAGUAUCUGAUAAGUGCAGGAACAAGAAUUUUGGUAAAGCUACUUAUUCAUUUGAGGUUGGCAAGGUUAAUAAUCUAGAGCAUGUAGAGAAUCUUGGAUUUUCAACUGAACCGGGAGUUCUAUUAGAAAAGGAACCGGUAGAGGAUAAAGAUAGGAAAACCGAAACUGGGGGCCGUGAAACUUUGAGAAUGAAGCUCUGGGAGGUCUUAGGAAAUGUUUCUCCAUCAGAAAGGCACUGUCCCAGCUCUCAGUCUGUCGAGUUGUAUCCGGAGAGGGAUAGAAAGCAAAGUCCUACUGAAAAGAGAAACCCAAACUCGGACACAAUUGAAAGUGAUUCUGAAAAGCAUACUUUCAAGAGACCAGUGACUCGUUCUUUGACCCGGAAGAAUUCUUCGACUAAAAAGCAACAUAGCAAAAUUGAAGCCACAAAAACUACCUGCCACAGAAAAGAGGGUUCAGAAAAGAGAAUAUUCUCAUUUAGAGGAGAGGGGUCUGGCAGAUUAUAUUCUAAUUUGAAUGAUGGUUCGUUGCCUUCCAAGAGAAACAAGAGUGUGAGAGCAAGUUCUGAAGUCAAGACCUAUCAGUGUCAUCCGUUUGAAAAUGCAGAGGAGAGACAGCAAUCAGUAAAAAAAAUCAGAUCAAUACCAGUUGUUGAUAAAAUUCCUAUAAAUGAAGUUCUCAAUGCUAACAGUUCUAAUGAAAGGAGAACUGAUGUCUUUGUUGAGCCAAAAAGUGGUAGUAAGAAUAGCAAUCCUUAUGUGUCUCCUGUUAAUGUGAUGACUGAGCAGCAGAAGGAUGUUGAGCAGCCAAUUGAUGUUGAAAUUUCAAAUAUGAAGAAGAAUCAGCAACAGCGCAUAUCUGAGUCUUUGUUGAAGAACAAAAGGAAUUCUAUACACAAUCCUUCAACUCCCCCUUUUGAGGUUACAUCACAUGUCUGUUUAUCUAAAAGUAAGCAGAGAGAACUUCGAGAUCAGAGUCCUGCAGAAAAAAUAUUUAACACAAAAGGCAUACAAAGCUUCAAAAGUUUAUUGAGUUCCAACUCAGCUGAACACAGGUCAAAUGUUCAAGUGGAAUCUUCCGGAGGUAAAUUUGAGAUAAAUGAUAGUCUCCUUAUGAAACCAAGCUUUAUCGUGGAAGAAGAUAGUGAAAGCCAGAUGUUCAAAUCGUCUACAGAUGCAACGGAUUCUGACAGCUCAGAAGAUGAUUCGGAGAUGAAAGGUUGCAUGGAAUCAGGACAAUUAUCUCCUGAAAUUUGUGUUGCUGAGAAAAUUCUACUUGGUAGAGACAAAAGUCUAGGCAACAAAAAAGAUGUCGAAGUAACUGGAUGUGGUCCUCUGUCAGAGUCGUUAGCAGAAACCCAGGUCAGUAGCCAGCUUCAAAUGUACUUGAAGCAGAAUCAUGAGGAUGGCUUGGCCAGAGCUGUAGCACUAUUUGCUAUAGCUUUAGAUUGUGUGAAGAACAAACUGAAGUCAAUUAGUAGCAAAAGAUCGGCUGAAAUUUUGCGGGAUGCUGGUGAGGAAAUAUUUUUGCUAUUGCAGAAUGCUGAAUCUCAUAUCAAAACGGAUUUGCGAAAGUUGACCAAUCUUAGUCAAGUAAAAAGGAAACAGCUGGAAACUAGACUUCAAGAACAACAAGAGCAGUUGGCUGGAAUACGUAGAAGAUUUGCAGAAGAGGUCGACCGACACCUUAAGGACUAUGAUGGCGUGGUUGAAGAUCUAGAAGAGCAUGAGAUCGAGGUUAAAAGAUCUGUGGAGAGACAAAGAUCAGCUCACAAAAAUAUUCUACUGCAAGUGGAGCAAGAUGUUCAGUUUAAACUUGAUGCAGCAGAAAACAGAGUCAUGGCUAUCCAGGAAUUGGCUAAGGAGAAGAUGCUUCAACUGAAACUUGUGGUAGCUGAGUUCGUAAAACAUGGUGCGCUUUGUUGACAAUAUUUUCACGGAUGGUGCAACGUGUCCAUAUGUUUCCGUAACUUGUAAAUGAUGCCUUGAAUUUCUCAAUUAUGAUUAGAGAAUGAGACUGCGACUCCCUAAGUGACUUUCAAUAUUCAUUUGCUGAGAGCCAAAUUUUUUGUGUAUGCGCCGAGCGUCUUCAUCAUCAAAUGUGUAUGUUGAUAGUGGAUGAUCUGCACUAGAUACAAUAUUUUUUACAAUUGGGCUGUCUUUACUGUAGUUAGGUGUGUUGUGGUGACUAAAGGAUGUAUCUCCAGAUUAUAUCUAACAUCUUCGGUAUUGAGUUUCCUUGUGUGACUUAUUGCCUCUUGCAGGCAUCAGUAGUGAUUUUUUUAUUUUUUUA
Molecule: messenger RNA, 2933 nt
Organism: Erythranthe guttata (spotted monkey flower)
Lineage: Eukaryota; Viridiplantae; Streptophyta; Magnoliopsida; Lamiales; Phrymaceae
Gene: ASY3
Product: asynaptic protein
Biological process (GO): meiotic cell cycle
Source: RefSeq, a predicted model, not a curated record